Molecule: messenger RNA, 8055 nt
Organism: Lagopus muta (rock ptarmigan)
Lineage: Eukaryota; Metazoa; Chordata; Aves; Galliformes; Phasianidae
Gene: ATP8A1
Product: ATPase phospholipid transporting 8A1
Exons: 37
Coding region: 117-3611 (1164 amino acids)
Biological process (GO): phospholipid translocation
Cellular component (GO): plasma membrane
Molecular function (GO): ATPase-coupled intramembrane lipid carrier activity; ATP hydrolysis activity; magnesium ion binding
Source: RefSeq, a predicted model, not a curated record
CGCAGUCCCGCCGCUGAGCGCAGCCCGGGCCCCGGCUCUCGCCGCGGCGCUCGGACGGGCGGCGAGGACGGGGGCAGGUGCAGCGCGGCCGUGCCGCCGCCCAACGCUCCGCGGCGAUGCCGGCGGUGCAGAAAACGGUGUCGGAGAUCCGCUCCCGCGCGGAGGGCUAUGAGAAGACAGAUGAUGUUUCAGAGAAAACUUCUCUGGCUGAUCAAGAAGAAUUGAGAACUAUAUUCAUUAAUCAGCCCCAGUUAACCAAGUUCUGUAAUAAUCAUGUCAGCACUGCAAAGUACAACAUUAUCACAUUCCUGCCAAGGUUCCUUUAUUCCCAGUUCAGAAGAGCUGCCAAUGCUUUUUUUCUUUUUAUUGCAUUGCUUCAGCAAAUUCCAGAUGUAUCACCAACAGGCCGUUACACAACAUUGGUCCCUCUCUUAUUUAUUUUAGCCGUAGCAGCAGUUAAGGAGAUAAUAGAGGAUAUUAAAAGGCAUAAAGCUGAUAAUGCGGUGAACAAGAAACAAACUCAAGUGCUACGAAAUGGUGCAUGGGAGAUUGUCCACUGGGAAAAGGUAGAUGUUGGAGAUAUAGUUAUAAUAAAAGGCAAAGAGUAUAUACCUGCUGACACUGUACUGCUCUCAUCAAGUGAACCACAAGCUAUGUGCUACAUUGAAACAUCUAACUUAGAUGGUGAGACAAACUUAAAAAUUCGACAGGGUUUGCCCCUAACAUCAGAUAUAAAAGACAUAGAAAGCUUGAUGAGACUUUCAGGCAGAAUUGAAUGUGAGAGCCCAAACCGACAUCUGUAUGACUUUGUUGGAAACAUCAGACUGGAUGGGCAUGGUACUGUUCCAUUGGGAUCUGACCAGAUUCUUCUACGAGGAGCUCAGUUGAGAAAUACUCAGUGGGUUCAUGGGAUCGUUGUCUAUACAGGACAUGACACAAAACUUAUGCAGAAUUCAACAAGUCCACCUCUUAAAAUGUCUAAUGUGGAACGUAUUACGAACAUUCAGAUUUUGAUUCUUUUCUGCAUCCUUAUUGCAAUGUCUUUGAUCUGCUCUAUUGGUUCAGCUGUAUGGAAUCGGAGGCAUACUGAAAGAGAUUGGUAUCUUGAUCUAAAUUAUGGUGGAGCAAGCAACUUUGGUUUGAACUUCUUGACUUUUAUCAUUCUCUUCAACAAUCUAAUUCCUAUCAGUUUGUUGGUUACACUUGAAGUUGUUAAAUUUAUCCAAGCAUAUUUCAUAAAUUGGGACAUAGACAUGCAUUAUGAACCUACUGACACUGCUGCAAUGGCUCGGACUUCCAAUCUCAAUGAAGAACUUGGGCAGGUCAAAUACAUAUUUUCUGACAAAACGGGUACUCUGACAUGUAACGUCAUGCAAUUUAAAAAAUGUACUGUGGCAGGAGUUGCUUAUGGCGAUUGCCCUGAACUUGAGGACUAUAGUGUUCCUUCAGAUGAUUGGCAAGGCUCACAAAAUGGAGAUGAAAAAAUGUUUAGUGACUCAUCACUACUGGAGAAUCUUCAAAAUAAUCAUCCAACUGCACCUAUAAUAUGUGAGUUUUUGACAAUGAUGGCAGUGUGUCAUACAGCUGUUCCAGAAAGAGAAGGUGAUAAGAUUAUAUAUCAAGCAGCAUCUCCAGAUGAGGGAGCAUUGGUCAGAGCAGCAAGACAUCUUCGUUUUGUAUUCACUGGAAGGACACCUGACUCAGUAAUUAUAGAAUCUUUGGGACAUGAAGAAAGAUAUGAAUUGCUAAAUGUGCUAGAAUUUACAAGUUCUAGGAAGAGAAUGUCAGUGAUAGUUCGCACGCCAACGGGAAAGUUAAGACUCUACUGCAAAGGAGCUGAUACUGUAAUUUAUGACCGCCUUGCCGAAAGUUCAAAAUACAAAGAAAUCACCUUAAAACAUUUAGAGCAGUUUGCUACAGAAGGCUUAAGAACCUUGUGUUUUGCUGUGGCUGAGAUUUCAGAAAGUGAUUAUCAAGAAUGGUUAGAUGUCUAUCACCGUGCUUCUACAGCUAUACAAAACAGAGCACUCAAACUUGAGGAGAGCUAUGAACUAAUUGAGAAAAAUCUUCAGCUGCUUGGAGCAACAGCAAUUGAAGAUAAACUACAAGACAAAGUGCCUGAGACCAUAGAAACACUCAUGAAAGCUGACAUAAAAAUUUGGAUACUUACUGGGGACAAACAAGAAACUGCCAUUAACAUUGGUCACUCCUGUAAACUUCUGAGAAAGAACAUGGGACUGAUUGUUAUAAAUGAAGGCUCUCUUGAUGGAACAAGGGAGACACUUAGCCAUCAUUGCAGUACUCUUGGUGAUGCUUUAAGGAAGGAAAAUGAUUUUGCUCUCAUUAUUGAUGGUAAAUCUCUGAAGUAUGCUUUGACUUUUGGAGUGAGGCAAUAUUUCCUGGAUUUGGCUUUGUCAUGUAAAGCUGUUAUUUGUUGCAGGGUAUCUCCACUUCAAAAAUCUGAAGUUGUAGAUAUGGUCAAAAAGCAAGUUAAAGUAGUAACUCUAGCAAUUGGUGAUGGAGCAAAUGAUGUUAGUAUGAUACAGACAGCACAUGUUGGUGUUGGUAUUAGUGGAAAUGAAGGUCUACAGGCUGCUAAUUCUUCAGACUACUCAAUAGCUCAGUUCAAGUAUUUGAAGAAUUUGUUGUUGGUUCAUGGUGCCUGGAAUUAUAACAGAGUAGCUAAAUGCAUCUUAUAUUGCUUCUACAAGAAUAUAGUCCUUUAUAUCAUUGAGAUCUGGUUUGCUUUUGUCAAUGGCUUUUCUGGACAAAUUCUCUUUGAAAGAUGGUGUAUAGGCCUUUACAAUGUGAUGUUUACAGCAAUGCCUCCACUGACUCUUGGAAUAUUUGAGAGAUCCUGCCGAAAAGAAAACAUGCUGAAAUAUCCUGAGUUAUACAAGACUUCCCAAAAUGCACUGGACUUCAAUACCAAGGUUUUCUGGGUACAUUGUUUAAAUGGCCUCUUCCACUCAUUCAUUCUAUUUUGGUUUCCACUAAAAGCCCUCCAGCACGGCACUGUAUUUGGUAAUGGUAAAACUUCAGAUUAUCUGCUCUUGGGAAACACCGUUUAUACUUUUGUGGUUCUAACUGUAUGUUUGAAGGCUGGAUUAGAGACCUCGUAUUGGACUUUGUUCAGUCAUAUAGCUAUCUGGGGCAGCAUAGCACUCUGGAUAGUGUUUUUUGGAAUCUACUCUUCUUUGUGGCCAGUCAUUCCUAUGGCACCCGAUAUGUCAGGAGAGGCAGCUAUGAUGUUCAGCUCUGGAGUGUUUUGGAUGGGACUUUUAUGUAUUCCCAUGACAGCUUUGCUUUUUGAUGUAGUAUACAAAGUAGUAAAAAGAGCUACUUUUAAGACACUGGUAGAUGAAGUUCAGGAAUUAGAAGCAAAGUCUGAGGAUCCUGGGGCAGUUGUACAUGGCAAGAGCUUAACUGAAAGAGCCCAACUACUGAAGAAUGUUUUUAAGAAGAACCAUGUGAACCUGUAUCGCUCUGAUUCUCUGCAGCAAAACUUGCUUCACGGCUACGCUUUCUCUCAAGAUGAAAAUGGAAUUGUUUCCCAAUCUGAAGUAAUACGAGCUUAUGAUACCACAAAACAAAGGCCUGAGGAAUGGUGAAAGAACACACUUCAAUAUUCAGGCCUUAUAAAUUGCUUUUGUGAGACAGACUACUAGAUCUUUGCUGGGAGCUGCGACCAUAGCCCAAUUAUCAGCAAUUUUAAGAUCUGUGAUGGUCUUAUUCCAUACAGUUUGGAUUUGUGUAUUCAGUAGACAUAAGCACUGUGCAACUAUACUGUAAACACGACAUCUCUAAAUUUUUUUACCGGGUAUUCGCUUAGCCUUUGUAAACAGAUUGGAAUUUACCUUAUAUCUUGCCAGCUUGCUUAUUUUACAAUGAAAUUGAAUCAAUACUGGUUAUAUACUUGGAAGGUAAUGGUCAGAUUGCUAAACAUACUUUACAUUGACAGACCAUUAGCACCUGUGAAGGUUUUUAAGUGGCAAUGUAUUUAAAUACAGUUGAUAACAAGCCUUCGAUUUCAACAAGUGCUGAAAAAAUAGUAUCUUAAUGGUGUUCACUCACCUUCUUUAAGAAAGAUUUUGAGUCAAAGAUGUUUAUAGUUGUUUGUGUCAAACUAGCCUAAAAACGCUUGCCAAAGAAGUUCCAUAAAUUUUUUCUGUUGUCAGAAAUACUUUGAAAGGAAAUGAACUCCAGUCCUGAUCUCAGAACUGCAUGCUUGAGUCUUUGCACUUGCAGAGAAGGAUUUCAGUGCAGCGCAUCUAAUGUGAGUGGCCUUGAUGGCAUUUGCUUUCAAAAGUGCAAGUAUUGCACCCAUGGCCUUAUAGAAUUUUUUCCCUUAUUUUCAUUUAGUAGUGCAUAUGUUGAAAAUGGCUGCCACCUUGUAAAAUUGAGUACACAUUUUGUUCAAACUGUAAAGAAUUGCACUGCCUUACUUCCCCUAUCAAACCUUAAUUAUUUUUGCGAUUUCAUCUGAUAGUCGUAUCUGCUUAUACAGUAGGUUCAGUGGCAAGUUUGUUAAUUUAUUUUUAAAAAUUAGUCACAUUUUCAAUCUUUUUAUACUAAAAUAAUGCAUACAUUGAAAUACAGAGCAAAGCAUGCCCUGCAGUAGUGUGUGGCAUGUACUGUUUUAUUUGUGCUGAAGCUACUUCCUAUAAAGAUCUGAAAUAACAUUUCAGCAGUCUCUUUCAAAAACACUGAUCACGCAAAAUACCUAUACGUGCACCUUUAAUUAAAAGCAGAGAGGAAGUGACUGCAGAGAAAGAUACACUUAUGGUUUUUAUUUAAAAGGAUAAUAAAAAAUUUUUAAAAAGAUGGAAGGGAAGGGGAGUUAAAUUAAAAGUCUCGUAGUAAGAAUAUGGUGAUAAUAGUGUUUUUAGGUAGUUGUAGUUGAUAUUUCUCAGCCUGCCUCUCAGUGGCCAUCAGGAUUCAAACAAUAAAAAGCUUUUUUAACUUUCAGAGUUUAGUUAAAUCUUGUAGCUUUUCUGAUUUUAAAUGACAUCAUAAUUACAUCUAGAAUACAUUUUUCCAUAGAAACAGGCACUUUUGUUUUUAAUUAAAUUUCAGUGCAUUGUACAGAACUGAUACUUUUUUCCCUUGAAUGGAGAUCAGCUAAAAGGAAAAGCAGAACAAUGACAUCCUUAAUGAUCUGCUAGAUUAAGAAUUUCCUCUUGCUCUCCAGUUCAGCCAGUUUCAACUUACAAGCAACAGGCCAUAUAUUUGCAUCUCUUCUCUCCUGUCUUCAGUAAGUUUUAGAAAAUCUUAUAAUAUCACUUACUGGAGGUGAUUUCAUCUGUCUGCCUUUCACCUGACACUUAACAUGUAACUUCAUUGCACUGUUCAGUUUCCUUGUGCUCCGUUCUAAAAGAAGCUUACAAAUACAAAAGAGAACCCCAAUAACAAAAACGAUACGAAAGUACAUAUUUCAGAAGGCGUAUCAGUGGAAGGCAGUCUGCAUUUCAUAUGCAUGUUAUGCAGUGUCUUCCUCCCAUUUUCUCAGAGUGAUCUCUAAACAGAAGAGAAAACAAGACACAGGGACAAAGGGGACGUAUCCCACUAGAAACAGUACUGCCAGUCAGUCAUGCAGACAAGAACUGCCUUCAGAAAAGCCAUUUCAGGCAGAGAUAAAUAGAUGGAUCAAUAUGGGAGGGGCAAAUCACUUGACCUGAGGCAGGAAGAAAAAAUUUGGGGGCAUGGCCCUUUCCUGAAACGGGGAUCCCUCUUUUCUGUCACCAAAUGGACAAUGGCCAACUUGAAAACAUUUCUGAAAUUAACCAUGAUACUGUUUUUCUUUUAUAAAUGUCCCAGUCCAUCCAUUCUUUCAUUCUAACUUUUAUGAUUUUUCUGCUCUGGGUGGUUUAUUUACGGGUUUUGCAGAAAUUACAUGAGCACUAUAAAUUUGUUGUGAUAUAUUGUGAUAGUUAUUCUUCAUAUUUAAAAUAAAGUGUUGCCCCAGUGUAGAAGCUUGUUGAAAAUGACACACAGCAUAACCCCCAUUUAUCUGUAUUUAAAAAGUAACUGAAACAGCUCUAAAUUAGACUGUAAUUUAAGUUUUUUAAGAGUCUUGUCACUGUUUCAUAUUUACAUCUUUACAGAAUUCAAAUUUCACAAAGUAUGUUUUUCACUUUAUUGUAGUGUUUUUCUUUUUUCUCUAUACUUUUCCCACGUGCUGCAUCUUAUGUAUUGUCUGAAAUUAGUGGUAGGAAGAUUCUGCUUUGUAGAGUCAGUAAAAAGAAAAUGUGACAAUUCUAACCAUGUUUGUUUUUUUUUUUUACAUUUGUGUACAACUGCAUUCUAAAAUAUGAGAUCAACCUACCUAUGUGUGCCCACUUUUUAAAUCAGAUCAAGAAUACAAGAUGCACUUUAUUUUCCUGUUAAGUACACAGUAAUGUGGUCUGUUAUCGUCUGAUUUGUUCAUCCUGUCUUUGUUAAUGUAAGGGGAUUGUGCAGAUGUUUGUUUGAAGAAAAAAGAGUGUGGGUAAAAAUGGUUGUAACAGUGCACUUGUUCUCACCGUUUAACAAUUCAAAUUUGUAUUAAAUACAGAAUUCAUGUGGAAUUUUCCAUCUGCUUCAUGUGUGCUGGGUAAUUACAAGUUAGUAUUAUACAUUUACAUUGGAAAGUUGGAGCAGUGCCACUUCAAAAUCAGAUAUCUUAUAUAAAAACUGUUGCUUAAUUAUUUUUAAAUAUAUAUACAUAGAUAUAUAAGUGAUUCAAAAGAGUAACUGGAAACAAUUUUAACAAACUUAUUGCUAACUUGUAUUUGGAAACUUUUCUUGCCAGUUCCUAAUUUUACACUUAUUUUUGCAAGGCAGUUUCAACAGAUUUAUACUUGAUCAUCAUUCUAUUUGUAUAAAAAAGAUAAAAUAUUUUGAAACAAUAAGAGAUGAAAAUUCCUAUAUGCCCACAUCCAUUCAUAAAAUCCCCUGUAUCACAGAGAUGCGUAUAAAGUGUCUUAAGGCUUUUCGUUACAUUUAAACCCAUCUUGAAUGAGUAGUGAUUUGGAACAUGUGUUAAAUUUAAGGAGAGAAGUUAUUUUCCUGUUUUCUUCUGUGUUGUGUAAAAGCACUUGUAGUUCUGAUGAAUUUGUCAUUUUGUCUGCAUGAAGUGAUAUUUUUUCAGUGUUCUGAGGCAAUGCAUGGUGGUUGCUCUGCCCUCAUUUUUACUGCCUUCGUUAAAAGUCUCCUCAUAGUAUAGCCAGAAGCUAGCGCUGUGUAAGCAAAUGGGUUUGUCGUUUCCAUUUUCUUGGUACUGAAUGUUUUCACUGGUAGCAAACUCAACAAAUGAGUGGCUCCUUCGCCCCCCACCCUCGCUCCCCCAGUUUGUUCGCUGUUAACCAAUAGAUCUUCAUUAAACAAAGGAAUAUUUUAGCAUUCCAAACCUGGUUCCUGCUUAUGCAAGCCGUUACUCACAUAAGCUUCAAUUGGGCUGCUCGUAAGUAUGAGGGCUGCUCAGCUGAGUAACGGCGUGCAGAGUUGGGCACGUAGGAGGGUUGGUACUUUUGGAGGAUUGCUUAAAUGAAAGCAUUUCCCUAAAUAGUGAUUUGUAAUUGCAAAGCUGUGACCAGAAUAAGUUUGGGGUUUUUUUUUAAGUUAUGUUUUAUUGUGUUUCUUCACUGUAGAACUGAAGCCAUAAAUGCACUGAUAUUGCUUUUUAAUACUUAACUUAAUUUUCCAUUAAGAUUUUCAGUGUUUGAUAUGUAUGAACUGCUGCAGAAAGUGGUCGCUGUGUACAAGCAAAAUCUGCAUUCGAGGCAAAGUGAGGUUUUACAGCCCCACUGAGCCAUUACUGCUGAAACUGUUGUGGAAACUAUGAAGCUGCAUGAACGAAGACUUCUUGAAUCGGUGUUUAUGGUAGUUUCUCAGGUUUCGUUUUAACUGGAUGUUAAAUGCACUGUGUUUUAUAGUUAUUCUCUUUUAGUAACACAUUUGGUUCUAUGCAGUGUUACAUGUCAUUUAGCAUUUGGUGAAUGUGCAUGUUUUGAACUGCAAAUUUUAAAUGUUUUGUCUUUUAAUUGUUAAAAAAUAAUAAACUUUGCCAUUAAUGAA